This is a messenger RNA of Diaporthe amygdali, 1533 nucleotides long. RefSeq lists its product as uncharacterized. Lineage: Eukaryota; Fungi; Ascomycota; Sordariomycetes; Diaporthales; Diaporthaceae. Bases 1 to 1533 code for a protein of 510 amino acids. The transcript is spliced from 3 exons. Gene Ontology annotation, molecular function: FAD binding; oxidoreductase activity. The record is from RefSeq and is a predicted model, not a curated record.
AUGUUCUUUCGCUUCCUGACACCGUUGUUGUUUGCAGCGUGCACUGCAGUCUCUGUCCUUCCACGCGUGUCAUGCGGGCCUGUCUCCGUUGACUUGUUCCCUAGGACACCUGCGGCAGGUAUUGAUAUCCAGGCGCUCGCGGCAAACCUCAGUGAGAAUGCUCAGGUCUACGUUCCCGGUGACGAGCCGUUCGCUGCACUCACGGUCCGCUGGUCUAACCUAGAACCUCCAACCCCCAAUGUCGUUGUUGUUGCUGCGAUAGAGGAGGACGUUUCACAGACCGUUGCCUUCGCAUACAAGAACAAUAUCCCCAUUCUUGCUUACAAUGGGCACCAUGGCACUCUCGUCUCGCUGGGAAAGAUGGAUUAUGGGAUCCAAAUUUACCUUGCCCAGCUCAACUCCCUCGAAAUUGCCGAAGACGGAAAGACGGUGACCGUAGGCGGCGGCAUCAAUUCUCACAACCUGACCGAGGGUCUCUGGGCAGCAGGAAAGCAGACUGUCACUGGAACAUGCGAAUGCGUCAGCUACUUGGGCCCCGCUCUCGGGGGUGGACACGGCUGGCUCCAGGGCCAUCACGGCCUCGUCUCGGACCAGUUCAAGUCGCUCAAUGUCGUUCUCGCCAAUGGUGACCUGAAGACGAUCGACAGCAAGUCCGAUCUGUGGUGGGGAAUGCUCGGUGCUGGCCAGAACUUUGGUAUUGUCACCUCGGCCACGGCACAAAUCUACGAUAUCGUGUCCCCAAACUGGGCGAUCGAGACCAUCGUCUUCAGCGGCAGCAAGCUCGAAGCCGUCUACGAGGCUGCCAGCGAGGCUCUCCUCAAGAAUGGCAGCCAGACCGACGAUGUCCAAAACUACUCCUACUGGCAGAACGACGCAACGCUCGACCCCAACAAUCCCGUAAUCAUAAUGUACAUCCUCCAAGAAGGGGUCGACGCCGUCGACCCCGUGUACACAAAGCCCUUCCACGACCUAGAGCCUCUCAAGAUCACGCCCCAAUCGGGCGACUACCGCGACCUGGCCGCCUGGACGGGCAUCGCUCUGGCAUCACCGCCCUGCCAGGACUUCGGCUUCAACAAUCCGCGCUUCCCCAUCUACCUGCCGUCCUACAACGUGACAGCCAUGCGCCGCGCGUACGACAUCUACGCCGCCGCCAUCUCGGGCGUCGACAACCCCUGGGGGAACUCCAUCUUCAUGUUCGAAGACUACGCUACCGCCGGCGUGCGCGAGCGCGACCCGGGCUCCACCGCGUUUGCCUUCCGAGAGGACCUGCUGCUUGCCGCGCCGCUCAUCAUUUACAACUCCACUGGAGCGGCCGAAGACGAGAAGGUUAAGGACUUGGGAAACCAGCUGAGGGAGACAAUUAGGGAGGGUACUGGCAGGGAGGAGUUGCAUGCGUACGUUAACUAUGCAUAUGGAGAUGAGGGCGUGCCCGCGUGGUUUGGCGCUGAGGAGUGGAGGGGCGACCGCUUAAGGGCGCUAAAGAAGAAGUAUGACUCCGAGGGCGUAUUUAGGUUUUAUGCGCCGAUCGCGUAG